UGCGUGCCGAGUGAGCGAACGAGAGAGGCAGUGAGUCAGUUAGUUGGACUCGAGCGCCGGAGAAGGCAUGGUGCGCGAAACAGGCUUCCGACCAUGACAUUCGGAUACGCUUUUCUCGUCUGUUGCUGCCGUGAAAACUAGGGAUAGAAUGGUGGCUUGCACUAGCAGCGGCACACUGCCCUUGGAGGCGCUUUCUGGCAAACCCUUUGGCUCCGAGGCGAGCUUCCAGUUCCGACUGUCCGCCGACCGGGUGUCCGUGGCCAGUUCAGAGCAGCAGUCCGUCUACAAGCAGCGCAUCGAUGCCAUGUUCGACGACUCGCGCUCCUCGCUUUACGGGCACUCACCUUCCAGGCCGAGCAACUUCGUGCAGGUGAAAAUCGAGAAGAUGUUCCAGGAAGUGUCCUCUUCUUCUGAAGACGAACUCCACCGGCAACUCAAGAGGCCUGAAGCGAAUCUUCCAUCUCAACCCAAUGGGACGGAGAAGGAGAGUUUUGCCGUCAAUUACCUUGGAAAGGUGCCACUGACUGAGAACAACACCACAUUACAAAACCUGCAGCAGCCUUUGCGGCAACUGUAUUUCCGUUACAAAGCCGAUUCGGAGCCUUCGACGGGCUCCUCGAGUCGGAUGGAGAUUUCUACGCAGGGCCUGAAGCUGACGCAGCCGGGCAGUGCCAAACCGGAACUUCACUCGUUCUCCACAAUCGCCGUGUGGGCGGCGGUCAAGUGCGUGGCGCGGGCCGAGGGCAGCCGGGCCGCUUUCCUGCCGCUGAUCGCCGACCCUGAUGGCCACGACAAAAGUGCCCUGUUCGCCGAGUUGACGGACGAGCGGGACAUGCAGGUGGCGAACGGCGCGCACUCGCCCCUGCUGGCCGUCAUCAUGCGCCAAAGAGGCACCGCCGCCAGACAACUCUUCUGCCACGCUUAUGAAUGCAGCUGCGCCGAGGAUGCGAUCGUGAUCGCCGCCAACCUUUACCAGGCACUCAUGGUCAACCUCAAAAGUAAACCUCAACAACCAGUGCAAAGAAAAUCGAGCAACGCGUCUCGUCUGGCCGCUUCGUCGAAGCAACCGUCGGAAAGCGGCGUCAACAGCAAAGCACCGGUUCCUCCGAAGCGGCGUCCGAAGCAGCAACAACACGACAAACUGCUGACAUCGGCCAGCGACAACUGCACGACGACAGACGACGACGCGCGGGUGCGUCGACGUAGCCAGCCUGACGGUGACAUCCUCACCAAAAUCACCAUUCCGAAGAGUCGCAGCUUUUUGGUGCGCAACGGUGGCAGCAGUUUGCACGAAUUGUUUGCCGAAAUUCGCACUCAGGAGGGUGUUUCCAACAUGGACGAGGUGUUGGAGAAGAUCGUGAACGCCAACGGCAUGUCCUACAAUGACCUGAAGCCUCUGUACAAGGAACUGCUGCUCAAACUGGCCGUCACCCUGACCAAGGACGAGUUGUACCUUCGGAGCAAGAGCAUCAUGAAGAGGCAGGUCAAGCAGUCGCGCAAAAGGGGCAGACGCAAGAGGGGCAUCAGACACGCUUUCCGCAAGUCCGUCAAGAAGAUCAAGGGAUCUUGUCAGAAAGCUGCCAAGGAUGAGGACCUCUCCAACCUCAUCAGCCGAAGAAGGCCACGCUCAGGAUCGACAAGUUCAUCCUGUCGCAGUGGUCAUGGGGGUCGCAGCAGACGCAACCCUGACGCCGUGGAGACGCGCCUGUCCAACAUUGCCAACAAGGAGAUGCGGAGGCAGGCGCAAAACCUGAUCCGCAAGGGCGAAAUGAGUGUCAGGGUGCGCGAGUCUUCUUCAGGGUACGUCUCCUGCAGCGACUGCAGCCUCACCUCUUGCCUUUGCGACACCGACAGCUGCCUCGAUAGUGACAAGUGCUAUUGCUCCCUGCAAAAUAACAAGAAACAGUUUGUGACGUCUUCGUCUUGGCGGCAUCACCUGAACAAGCCGCCCAGCAACCGAACAAGUCAAAGUCUGCAGAUGCUUCUGCAGCAGCCGAUCACAACGAGGAGCAGACGUCCCAGCUCGUACUGCAGCCGGAUGAACGUGUACGACGUGCUGCCCUCGCAGACGGCGUCCAUUGCGUCCCGGACCAGGUAUCACAGCGUCGACAACCUGGCCCUCGACUAUGAACUUUUCAGGUACAAUGCGGCAAGGCACGCGGCUCGCAGGGCGUCUCUGCAGCAGCAACAAAUGCAUCAACGGGUGAUGGUGGUUUCGGCGCGUGACGACCGCGGCCGGCUGAUCUAUGGCGGUGACUCGCAGAGGUCGCGACCUCGGCGAAGCAGCAGUUUGGCCAGUGAGGCGUUGGCGGUAAAAAAGACCACCGAGAUCGCCUCGCUCUUCUCCAACAUGAAACUCAGCCAAACGACCGACAUCCGCGGAUUCCAGAUGAGUGCCGAGGACGAGGUUUUUUACCACACCUUGGAGCCCGAGGAGCACGCGCCCCUCGGCCGCAGGGGCAGCUACCCCGGGAGCACCCUCGAGAACUCGCUCGGUUACUUGCCAUAGACUUAUUAAAAAAACUGAUCUUGUGAAAACUUUGUGCGUAUGUGUUGUUGUAUUUAUUGGAAUAAAAUUAUAAAUAUUAGUUUCUUUUGACGUGGAACCUGUUGUCAAGUUUGCCUUUUUUAAAUUUAUUUAUUCCACCAGAAAUGUAAAUAAAUGUCUAUUUUGCGACUAUAGAAGUGUUUUUAGUG
Neocloeon triangulifer is the source of this 2697-nucleotide messenger RNA. RefSeq lists its product as uncharacterized. Bases 149 to 2509 code for a protein of 786 amino acids. NCBI's taxonomy places the organism in Eukaryota, Metazoa, Arthropoda, Insecta, Ephemeroptera, Baetidae. The transcript is spliced from 7 exons. The record is from RefSeq and is a predicted model, not a curated record.